Striga asiatica is the source of this 2619-nucleotide messenger RNA. NCBI's taxonomy places the organism in Eukaryota, Viridiplantae, Streptophyta, Magnoliopsida, Lamiales, Orobanchaceae. The record is from the annotation of a GenBank genome assembly.
AUUUUGCUUGCUUUUGCUUUCACGUCUGUCGGCAUUUGUAACUUCUUUUAGAUUCGAGGUUCCAAUUUCUCUGAGCUGCACUACAUAUUAGCCCUUUUUAUAUGCAUAAUUCGUGUAUGUAUAGCUGCUGGAGUUGAAGAAUGAAGAGGCUACCAAUUUCUGGCUGAAUUCUUUUGGCUUUAAUUUCACGAGUGCAUUUUUCCAUGCUUGAAGUCUGGAGAAUCAGCGGGUGAGAAAUUUGGAUAUGAGUCGGGAAGCUUGAAGCCCAAAAUACAAAUAAAGGCUACUAUCAAAGUUUUCUUCAGGCUGAUACUAUAUGAUUUCCAAUUUACUUCAUGAGACUGGACAAACUGCUGUUAGAUUGCACGUACCAGUUCAGUAUUUGAGGUCUUCAGAGCUCAGAUAAACGGAUAUUCAACUCACAUCUAUUAUUGAAAAUGUGUGUACAAAUGCGAAGAUUUUGCUGGUUCUAAGUAAAUGAGGCUUCUGGUAGAAAUCGCACUUUUUUGCAUCCUUAAUGCAGUUUCGAUUCAGCAAGUCUUUUGUGAUGGGGUGUCGACAAAGUCUGAAACUAACAAGUGGACAUGCUCUUGCUCUGUUUCGUAUCAAGCAAACUUGAAAUUCAUCCCAGCAAACUGUUCUUCAUCCUGUGAUUGCAGCCCUGCUGUGGGGGGAUCAAGAGGAGACAAAUGGACGUGCUUUUGCUCUAAUGGUGGGUUUCCAAGAUUGGUGGGUGAUGAUGAAGGCAGCUGUUUUACAGCAUGCAAUUGCAAUGCAGGGACUUUAUCUGAAUUAGAGCCUCCAAAGAAGUGGGUUUCAAGCAAAGUUGUCGUAAUUGUUCUCUUACUAUGUCUAGUCCUCAUGGCUCUUGCACUAGUGGCCUCAGUAUUAUGGUUUGUCCAUUGGAAGGAUAGACAUCGGAGUCAAUGGAGUUCAUCUUCGUCAGAUAAGCUAACAAGUUUCAGUAGUGCUACCAACUUGAUGAGCCGAGGGUCGUCUUCAUUGCUUGUGUAUAAAGAGUAUCAAGAUUCCUCUGUCAAGCCUUAUUUAGGAUGCAUUCCUAGGAUUUCUUUCCUACUGAGAACCAGACAAGGAGCAAUACAAGGAACAAUAACACAAUUUUCAUAUUUUGAGCUGGAAAGUGCAACAAACAGAUUUUCUGAUGACAAUUUGGUAGGAGUUGGAGGUAGCAGUCACGUGUAUCGUGGUACUCUCAGAGAUGGUAGAACUGUUGCAAUCAAGCGAAUGAAAACUCAAGCGGGCCCUGAUGCAGAACAUGCUUUCUUGUCUGAGAUCGAUUUGAUAUCCAGAAUCCAUCACUGUCAUGUUGUUCCUUUGUUUGGAUACUGCUCUGUAAAUCAAGGGAAGCUUGCUGAAAGGUUGCUGGUGUUUGAGUACAUUCCGAAUGGUAAUCUAAGGAAGUGUUUGGAUGAGGGUUUGGGCGAAUGUUUGGAAUGGAGCACUCGAGUUUCGGUAGCUCUUGGGGCUGCACGUGGCUUGGAGUAUCUACAUGAAGCUGCCGCCCCUCGAAUCUUGCACAGAGAUGUCAAGUCCACUAACAUUCUUUUGGAUGAGAAAUGGAGGGCCAAGAUUACUGACCUCGGCAUGGCUAAACACCUACAUAGUGACGAUUUUGCCAGUUGUUCAAGUUCACCUGCUAGAAUGCAAGGGACCUUUGGUUACUUUGCACCUGAAUAUGCAAUUGUUGGUCAAGCUUCUCUAAAGUCCGAUGUUUUCAGUUUUGGGGUUGUCCUUCUUGAGCUCAUCACAGGCCGAAAGCCCAUCUACAAAUCAUCUAAUAAAACUGAAGAGAGCCUGGUGAUUUGGGCAACACCUCGUUUGCAUGACAGCAAACGCGUGAUUAUGGAGUUACCGGACCCACGACUGAAGGGAGCUUUUCAAGAAGAAGAGAUGCAGGUAAUGGCCUACUUAGCAAAGGAGUGUCUCUUAUUAGAUCCCGAUUCUCGACCAAGCAUGACUGAGGUUGUCCAGAUUCUUUCAACUAUUGCACCACACAAAUCUAAAAGGAAAAAUUUGCCGCUAGCCGCAUUUCAGUAUUCGUCCACCUGCACCAUGGAAAGGCCGAAGCUCGAAACAUGUGAAGCGGUGUCAUCCAGAGAGGAAAUCAAGCAAAUUAUGUUUGAAACCAUGAAAGACAAAAGAUCAGAGGAUGAUUACUCCAAUGACGUUGAGAAACUCAUGCUUUUAACAUCGAAAACACGAAGUUGGCGCUUGCGAGACGAUGAGGUGGUUGUGGAUUUAACAGAGCCACGGUUCGAGUCCUUCUGUUUACCGAAUGUUGAUCCCACAUGACAUGACCCUCAUUUGUGUUUUGAAGAAGGUGCUCACAUAAGAAAGAAAGAAAGAAAGAUAUUGUAGUGAGGAGAGGAUUUUUGUUAUGUCUGAUCUCAUUUCGAAAUUAAAUUAAAGAGGAUAGCAUCUGGGAUGGCUCAACCUUUUGUGUGUGUGUGUUUGUGUGUUUCUGUGUAAAUAUUUUUUUCUCAAGGUUGAGACUGUUUCAUAUAUCUCAGUCAGCUGUGUCUCAUAUUUUGAUCAUGGUGGGUCUGCUGUCGCGGAUUGUAUUUGUAGCUUGUUCCCAUUUUUCAUGUGAACUUCCUG